GAAAAAACAGCAAAGAAAAACCUCAAUUGAAAGGCCUAGACUUUGGAAGCCAGUUUCGAUUUUCUCACUCCUCCUCUCGGUGAGCGCAAAUGGCGACUGCAACAUAUCCUCCACCACCACCGUAUUACCGGCUAUACAAGGACUAUUCGCAAAACCCUAAUUCCACACCUGAACCACCACCUCCCAUUGAAGGCACCUACACCUGCUAUGGCGCUACUUACACUACUGAUGAUGUGAUGCCGAGUUUGGAGGAUCAAGGGGUUCGUCAGAUGUACCCUAAAGGACCUAGUAUAGAUUUCAAGAAAGAAUUGAAGUCCCUCAAUAGGGAGUUGCAGCUGCAUCUAUUGGAGCUAGCUGACAUUCUUGUCGAAAGGCCAUCACAGUAUGCUAGGAGAGUGGAAGAAAUUUCAGUUAUAUUUAAGAAUCUACAUCACCUGCUCAAUUCACUGCGUCCUCACCAGGCCAGAGCAACACUAAUACACAUCCUUGAGCUUCAAAUACAACGAAGAAAACAAGCUGUCGAGGAUAUUAAAAGGAGGCGGGAAGAGGCACAAAAACUUCUAAAGGAGGCACUUGGAACUUUGGAAGGACAGUAACAUGAUGAACUUGUUCUUACUUUGCUUAUGUAUUGUCGUUUACAUAGGAACUCAUGCCAGUGGGUCUACGUCAACCAAAGUUUUGAUGGCUGUGGUACUGGAUGGAUACAAUAGUGAUCCUUGUGCUGGAGUUUAAAUCACGGUGCUUGGCUAUCCCAUUUACUUGUAAGGAAAUUAACAUGAACAAUUAGGUUACCUUGUAUAUUAGGACUACUAGAAUGAUAAUACCGUGUCUGGACUAGUGUCGUUAACUCAAUUACAAGCUCUAACUUGGUUAGCAAUUACUAUACAUAACUAAAUUUUUAUUUA
Molecule: messenger RNA, 905 nt
Organism: Spinacia oleracea (spinach)
Lineage: Eukaryota; Viridiplantae; Streptophyta; Magnoliopsida; Caryophyllales; Amaranthaceae
Product: mediator of RNA polymerase II transcription subunit 7a
Exons: 5
Coding region: 90-596 (168 amino acids)
Biological process (GO): regulation of transcription by RNA polymerase II
Cellular component (GO): mediator complex; core mediator complex
Molecular function (GO): transcription coregulator activity
Source: RefSeq, a predicted model, not a curated record